AUGGAGAAAACCUGGAAAUCUGUUCCUAUGAGAAGGCAAAAGAAAGAGGCCGAACAAAUCCGUAAACUGUUCAUUGGCGGCUUGAGCUUUCAAACCACAGAAGAAAGUCUGAGGAAGUACUACCAGCAGUGGGGAGAACUCACAGAUUGUGUGGUCCUGAGGGACUUUGCCAGUCAAAGAUCAAGAGGAUGUGGUUUUGUCACCUUUUCAUCCAUGACCGAGGUGGAUGCUGCCAUGGCGGCCAGACCCCAUUCCAUUGACGGCAGAGUGCUUGAACCCAGACGUGCUGUCCCAAGAGAGGCAUCUGGGCAGCGAGGGGCCCACUGGGCCCUGAAGAAGCUGUUCAUUGGUGGAAUUAAGGAGGAUACCGAGGAGCAUCAUCUUAGAGAAUACUUUGAGAAAUAUGGAAAAAUCGAUGCCAUUGAGAUCAUCACUGAUAGGCAGUCAGGCAAGAAAAGAGGCUUUGGAUUUGUGACUUUUGAUGACUAUGAUCCCGUGGAUAAGAUAGUGUUGCAGAAAUGCCAUGCCAUCAAUGGUCAUCGUGCAGAAGUCAGGAAGGCUUUGUCAAUAUGGGAAAUGCAGCAAGACCUGGAGGUGGGAAUUUUGGAGGUUACCCUUGUUAUGGAGGGGGAGGUGGAGGUGGUGGAGGCUCUGGGUUUGGCAACUGUGGUGGGUUCUCUGGAGGUGGUUAUGACAAUUUUGGAAAUUAUGACCAGCAACCUUCUAACUAUGGUCCAAUGA
Messenger RNA from Budorcas taxicolor (takin), 741 nucleotides. Its product is annotated as heterogeneous nuclear ribonucleoproteins A2/B1-like. NCBI's taxonomy places the organism in Eukaryota, Metazoa, Chordata, Mammalia, Artiodactyla, Bovidae. The record is from RefSeq and is a predicted model, not a curated record. Gene Ontology annotation, molecular function: RNA binding. The transcript has 2 exons. The coding region runs from base 1 to 741 and encodes 246 amino acids.